Messenger RNA from Tremella mesenterica DSM 1558, 693 nucleotides. RefSeq lists its product as uncharacterized. The annotation marks the transcript as partial. The transcript has 3 exons. The record is from RefSeq and is a predicted model, not a curated record. Gene Ontology annotation, molecular function: oxidoreductase activity. NCBI's taxonomy places the organism in Eukaryota, Fungi, Basidiomycota, Tremellomycetes, Tremellales, Tremellaceae.
GACAUAAAUUGCCCUUUCAGCUACCUCGGCGUCUUACAUCUCUUAUCCGCCAUUGAGAAAUAUCACACCUCUCAACCUAAUGCAAACUUCGAACCUAUCAUUCGACUACUUCCUUACAACCUUGACGAAAACUUGACAGAACGACCCCUACCAAGAGCAGAGUACAGACAACAACGUCUUGGACUCGAGAGGGCGGCACUGGCGGAGAAGAAUUUCAUGGAGAAGUUUGCCGCUAUCGGGGUGGAUGCCAACUCCGGGGGCCUCAUCUCCUCUCCUCAUUUGUUCAACCGCAUUCUCACUCAUGCACUCUUCAUCGCUCCCGAAACACAACUCCCUAUCGCUUUACAACUCUUUCACGCUAUUCACGUAGACGCCCGACAUCCUAGCGAUCGCGCCCUCAUUGCCGAUGCAGCCGUCGAGCAUGGUUUAUUUCCGACUAUCACGAAAGCGAUGCUUUGGAUGGAGAGGGAUGAGUGUGACGCUCAAGUAAGAAGGGCGUAUGUGACAGCUAGACGCUUAGGUGUGACUGGUGUCCCUUUCUACGUCUUUGAGGAUCGUUGGGCUUUGAGCGGGCUGCAUGGGGUGGAGGAGUUUGUCUCUGUGAGUGACAAAGCGUGCUUCUAUUUCCGCACUUCUCAAUUCCGUUCGUCAUUACUGUUCCCUUGUGUCUCCGAUACACAGUUCACUCCUUGA